AGGAGCUUGGUGUGGGGACACGAAGGGGAACUGUGCCUACCAGCGGGCUGUCCUGCCCUGGGAACUGAAGAGGAAGGAGAGACACUGCCCAGGAGGCCCGAUGGAGAGCCGGCCUUCGCGGCGGUGGGCCCCGCCGGGCCCCCUCGCGGCCCCCCUGGCGGCCCCCUGGCUCCUGGGCCUGCUCCUGUCCCCCUGGACCCUGCGGCUCACAGGAGGGCAGUCGGUGGCCCACACCGGCCCCCCCAUUCUGGCCUCUCUGGCCAACCAGGCCAUCUCCUUCGGCUGCAGAAUCACCUACCCGUACACCCCAGAAUUCAAAACCUUCACCGUCAGCUACUUUUAUGUGAACCGCCAGGGCCAGGAGAGCGCCGAGGAGCAGACGGGCUGCCAGCCCAGCGCCGGCCAAGAGAACCAGACCCACACCACGGUGUGCCAGGUCACCCCCAGGCUGCCCAGCGCAUUAGCCACCGGCACCUACUACUGCUCCGUCCACUGGCCGAGCUCCAGAGUGAGGGGCCCGGGCACCUUCAUCCUGGUCCGAGACACAGGCUACCGAGAGCCCCCAAGGGUCCCCGAGAAGAUCCUGUUCUUUAGCUUCAUCGGCGUCCUGGGUGCCCUGAGCAUCCUGGGCACGGCCCUGCUGCUCUGGAAGAAGAAGCAGAUGCGGGCGACCUGGAAGCAACUGGCUCCAAAGAUCCCGGCUGCGAAGAUCCCGGCCCCGAGCACGGCCAGCCCCGAGCAACCUCCGGACGAGUCCCUGUACACGGCCCUGCAGCGCCAGGACUCUGAGGUCUACGCCUGCAUGCAGAGCGAGGCCGAGGCCGGCAGCCCACCCCCCAGGAGGUCGCUUCUGUCCCAGGAGAAUGCGCACAGGUUUCAGAAUGAGAGCGAAUUUAACCUCGUCUACGAAAACCUCUAGGACCAGCUCCGCCUGCCCGUAGGUCUCACGUGGAUCAGAGGCUCUGGGCGCCCCCUCCCUCCAAAGGACUUGAUCGGGACCAAGAGUGAGGCCUCGGGGCGCCUGGCACUCACCCCCACAUUCCAGGCCUUCCUGCCUCGGCCUGCACCCACCCCCAGAGGCACCCACCGCGUGUUUCUCGUCUCCAGGCCUUUGUCCAAGUCGUGCCCUCUGCCCGGGGGCCCCUCCUCAGUCUUCAAGGGCUCUCAUGGGCCCCCCCACUCCCAGAGCCCUCCUCACCCUCUGCGCUGUCCUGGCACCAGCGGGUACCACGGCCUACAAGCCCCCCUGAGACUCUCAGGGGGCACCUGGCAAGGGACCCUGGUCAGUGCUGUGUGCACAGCAAGUGGGAAAUAAAGGAGCAACGGUGAA
Molecule: messenger RNA, 1330 nt
Organism: Myotis davidii
Lineage: Eukaryota; Metazoa; Chordata; Mammalia; Chiroptera; Vespertilionidae
Gene: NFAM1
Product: NFAT activating protein with ITAM motif 1
Exons: 6
Coding region: 101-919 (272 amino acids)
Biological process (GO): regulation of B cell differentiation; positive regulation of B cell receptor signaling pathway; B cell receptor signaling pathway
Cellular component (GO): membrane raft
Molecular function (GO): transmembrane signaling receptor activity
Source: RefSeq, a predicted model, not a curated record